Molecule: messenger RNA, 1042 nt
Organism: Cynoglossus semilaevis (tongue sole)
Lineage: Eukaryota; Metazoa; Chordata; Actinopteri; Pleuronectiformes; Cynoglossidae
Product: tumor suppressor candidate 5 homolog
Exons: 2
Coding region: 327-1013 (228 amino acids)
Cellular component (GO): membrane
Source: RefSeq, a predicted model, not a curated record
AGGAGGGGGUAAAGGCGAAGAGAGCGUCCGGACUCUCACCGCCAACAAAGCGCGAGAGGGACUGAGACAUCGAUAACAUCUGGCUCAUCAAUAAGACAUUUUGAUGGAGUUGGACUGCUUAAUUAAAUAAGUUGACUUGAAGGUAUUUGCCUCCCUGAAAUUGAUCAUCUUGAAUCUGAUGACCCCCCAUGGAGAGGCUGCUCUGACAGAAGACUCUCCUGCGUCCUCCACCCACAGGGAAGCGGCUCUUGUCGGUCACACUUUGACUUGGACACACUUUCAGAUCACGAACACACACGCGCCGAGCUCGUUCGCGUCUCUCUGGGAUGGCCAUCAACACCGACGUCGCCUAUGGGAAAAGCGCCCUCGGUGAGAGGGAAGUUUCGAACCCCACCGACUUCCAGGACACGGAGAAGCUGCUGAGCACCGCGCCCACUGAGCCCAGCGGUCAGACCAACAUCAAGCCCUCCGACUCCUUCUCCCUGAACAUCAGGGGCAGCGUCCGCUCCCUGGACGCGGACCAGAACGGACACAGAUCGCCCCUCAAGUCGGGCUCGGUGGGGCAGCUGGCGGCCCCACCCAAAUCCGUGUCCCGGCUCAGCCUGGGUCCGCUUCCCUCCCCGGUGCCGCCCGGAUCCUUACCCUCGACGUACCUCUGGCUGGCAGUGCUUUCCUGUUUCUGCCCCGCCGUGCCCUUUAACAUCUGUGCCUUGUGGUACGCCUAUGUGUCCAAGUCUGUGCUACACACAGGGGACAUUGAAGGAGCGAGGAAAUAUGGACGUCGGUCUAUGGUGCUCAGCAGUCUGGCAAUUCUGCUGGGUGUGGCUGUCAUCAUAUUCAUAGUGUUUACACUAGGUAUGAACGACACACACACACACACAGAGAGAGAGAGAGAGAGACAUGCUUUAAAAAAUAAAACACAUUGUGACAACAAUUUUCUGUCCUUUCUUUUUCGUCAGAGCUGCAGCAGUGACGCGGGGACACGGAUGAAGCCGAGCCACAGUCUCCUUUAACUUCACCUCAUCUCCAAAGUUUGCACAAG